CUAGAGUCCAGUGGUGGCGUGCUUUACACCACUGAAUCUGCCGCUUUGCAUUGCACUUGGUGAUGUAAGGCAUGGAUGCAGCUGCUCAACCAUGGACACCCAAUCCAUGAAGCUCUCUAUGCACUGUUGUUGUGCUAAUCUGAAGGCCACAUGAAGGGUUGGAGUUCUCUAGCUAUUGACUCUGCAGACAGUUGGCACUUCUGUGCACUUCAGCAUGCGCUGACCCCGCUCUAUCAUUUUACGUGGCCUACCACUUCGUGGCUGAGUUGCUGUUGUUCCCAGUUGCUUCCACUUUGUUAUAAUACCACUAACAGUUGACCGUGAAAUAUUUAGUAGCAAGGAAAUGUAAUGGACUAAUUGACCCAUUCUUUCACAAAUGUUUGUAGAAGCAGUCUGCUU
Staurois parvus is the source of this 399-nucleotide messenger RNA. Lineage: Eukaryota; Metazoa; Chordata; Amphibia; Anura; Ranidae. The record is from the annotation of a GenBank genome assembly.